GGGACAAAGGCUUCUUUAUCGGCGCUGGGGAUGCCCUCGCUGAGGUAACCCUGUAUGGCGCCUGCAGCGCUCCACCCGCCGUGCUGUGACAGAACUACGGGUGAAGCCAUCGCCCGCCCCGGAAGGGGAAGCGGCAUCUCCCCUUCCUCCUCCUGUUCCGCGGCGCCGCGGGGCUGCAGGGCUGCGGAGGAAGGUGACCCGGCGGCGCCAUGGGCCUUCACUUCGGGAACCUGGCGCGGGUCCGCCACAUCAUCACCUACAGCCUGUCGCCCUUCGAGCAGCGCGCCUUCCCCAACGUCUUCUCGCACGGGGUGCCCAACGUGUGGCGCCGGUUCAGCGGACAGGUCUUCAAGGUGGUGCCCCCCUUCGCGGCAGCCUAUCUCCUGUAUUCCUGGGGAACCCAAGAGUUUGAGAGGCUGAAGAGGAAGAACCCCGCUGACUAUGAAAACGACCAGUAAUUAAGUUAAUAUGGAUGUUGUUCUCUCGCUGUAUUAUCACUGUGGUGUUGCUGAGCGUCUCCACAUGACCAGAAGGGUAUUAAGGAGAAGAUAAGACUUGUCUAAUAAACUUUGCCCUCUGUGUGAAA
Molecule: messenger RNA, 586 nt
Organism: Strigops habroptila (Kakapo)
Lineage: Eukaryota; Metazoa; Chordata; Aves; Psittaciformes; Psittacidae
Product: cytochrome b-c1 complex subunit 8
Exons: 2
Coding region: 210-458 (82 amino acids)
Biological process (GO): mitochondrial electron transport, ubiquinol to cytochrome c
Source: RefSeq, a predicted model, not a curated record